Molecule: messenger RNA, 1782 nt
Organism: Gossypium arboreum
Lineage: Eukaryota; Viridiplantae; Streptophyta; Magnoliopsida; Malvales; Malvaceae
Product: receptor-like protein 13
Exons: 1
Coding region: 1-1782 (593 amino acids)
Molecular function (GO): protein binding
Source: RefSeq, a predicted model, not a curated record
AUGGAAGCAUUUUUAAUGAAGGGUAACUCUUUUAUGGGUCAUUUCAAUCUUCCAUCUCAUUCGAAUCCAAGCAUGGCAGCUGUUGAUAUAUCUGACAACAAAAUACAAGGUCCCAUUCCAGCAAACAUUUGUUCGAUCUUUCCACAACUAUUUGGGUUACAUCUAUCAGGCAAUUUCCUUCAAGGUAAUAUUCCUCCUUGUUUGGGUAGUUUGAAUACUAGAGACUUAAUAUUAGAUCUAUCACAUAAUCAACUAUCAGGAGGAAUACCAGAAAUGUUAGCUCAAAGUGACUCGUUGAGGUUUCUUAGGCUAUCAAAUAAUCAUCUAAGUGGGAAGAUAACCCCAACUAUCCUUCGCUCAUCUUCAUUAUAUUUGUUAUAUUUAGAUGGCAAUAACUUUGAUGGAAAUAUACCUGGCAUUGAUAUCUCAACUAUCCCAUCAUACCCUCUUCAAGAUGUGGAUUUAAGUAACAACAAUUUGUCUGGGGAACUCCCAAGAUGGAUAUGGAAUGUGACAGAUUUAAAUAUAUUGGCAGUAUCCAACAAUCAGCUCCAGGGUCUCAUUCCGAUAGAAUUGUGCUAUUUGGAUUCUCUCAAUAUUUUGGACCUCUCAAAAAACAAUUUUUCUGGCCCAAUACCAUCUUGCUUUGAUGCACAAUCUAUUGAACAUCUCCAUUUGAGCAAAAAUAGAUUAAGUGGAACCUUGACAAAUGCAUUCUUUAAUAGCUCUUCCUUGGUGACUUUAGAUCUUAGUGAAAACCAGUUGACUGGGAAAAUUCCAUACAGGAUUGGAACUCUUUCGGCUUUAAGUGUCCUCCUUCUAAAAGCCAAUUAUUUUAUCGGAGAAAUUCCCAUUGAGAUGUGCAAAUUGUAUUCGUUAAGCAUCAUUGAUCUUUCUCAAAACAAGCUUUCUGGUUCGAUACCUUCUUGUUUGAGUAAUCUAACUCUUAAGCCAAAUUAUAAAAAAUCUUCAAUGAGGAACUAUCAGACGACGCUUGAAGGAAUCAUGGAUAGACCUAAUUACUUUGGAAUGACCGAAUUUGAGUGGUCCACUUUAAGAGGAGAAAUGUCAUUGGAUGUAUAUCCCUCUAUUGAGGAUCAAAUAGAAGAAACGGUAGAGUAUACAACAAAGAGAGUAUCUUACACGUACAAGGGAAACAUUCUUGAGCUCAUGUCUGGAAUUGAUUUAUCAUGUAAUAGAUUAACAGGUGAAAUCCCCACAGAGAUUGGAAAUUUGAGUGAAAUUCGAUCAUUAAACUUGUCACACAAUAAUUUGACUGGACAUAUACCGUCAAUGUUCUCAAAGUUCAAGCAAAUUGAGAGUCUGGAUCUUUCUCACAACAACCUAAUCGGAAGAAUCCCUACUCAAUUGACAGAGUUGUACACCUUAGCAGUCUUCAAUGUGUCAUACAACAACUUGUCAGGGAGUAUUCCGCCUCCGAAAGCUCAAUUUGGAACCUUUGAUGAAAGCAGUUAUAUGGAGAAUCCUUUUCUCUGUGGGCCUCUCCUACAUAAAAAUUGCAUCGACCUUGAUUCACCCCCGACAGCAGCACCAAAUACCUCAAACAACGAAGAAGAAAGUGGUUUGAUGGACAAGUAUGUUUUUUGGGUGACCUUUUUUGUUUCUUAUGUAAUUGUGUUACUGGUUAUUGUUCUCAUCCUGUAUAUAAAUCCUUACUGGCGUCAAGCAUGGUUUUCUUUUGUUGAACACUGCAUCAAGACUUGCCAGUAUUUUAUUGAGGACAAUCUUCUGCGGUUUCUCAUCUUCAAAAGAAGCGGGUAG